UCAGAAGUACCCACCCCACUUAUCUGUUCAGCCCCAGAAAUGAUUACGUUCACCGUAAACUGAUUAUACACUUGAAAUUAUUACACCGUCUGAUUGAUUGAGAGGUUUGGUAUAUAAACUUAUAAUGGAAUGGCAGUGAUGAAUUACAUGCAAUGAAUUACUGAACAAUGGAUAUCAACCUACUGAGAAAGAUUAAUUGACGAUUAAAGCAAUGUCUUUCAGCAGUUUCUCGCAAUCCAUAGAGAAUGAAGUUAGACGAACAUCCGGGUCUCUGGAUGACUACGACACAUCGAGCGCUCCCGGGGGUGUAAUUGAGCGCAACAAGCGUCGUAGCAGACACGGCAACAUCAAUGGACCUGACCUGUUGCCGGACCUAGUUGGCUCAAAUGUGACGGACGACGUGUAUUUGAUCACGCAAUCGGACAACGAAAUCGGCUGGCGAAAAUGGUUGGUGGCGCCAUAUUGCUUUCUAUACAUUGCCGGAUACAUUACCUCUUCCGCUACAUUCGGCCUGUUUGUCUACUACAAAGUCCAGAGGGACCUGUAUCCCGACCUAGAUCAACUGAACGAAACCAGCGCUUGCAAAGAUGUGAACAAAAGUUCGCUUGAUUACCAACGACAGGUUCAUGUUCAAGACGUGGCCUCUAAUUGGGGUAUAUACACAAGUUUAGCUGUUGGAAUUCCUGCUAUAUUCGCUAAUAUGCUGCUGGGUUCAUCAACGGACAAAUUCGGACGAAAAUUUUUGUUCUUUCUUCCAUGCAUUGGAACUUUGAUCCGAAUGAUAGUGACAGUUAUUGGAAUAUAUUUUGACUUCAAUCUUACGUAUCAUCUUAUUGGGUUUAUAGUAGAAGGACUAACUGGGCAAUUGUUUACGAUGUUGCUAGUAUGCUUUACGUAUGUCGCAGAUGUGACGUCACAGAAAGGCAAAACAAGAGCCUUAGGGAUAACAAUGAUAGAAUUAGCCAUAGGCGUGGCAGUAGCGGGGUUCAGUUUCUCUACAGGAUAUUUCAUUCAAAACACUGGGUUCUUCUACCCAAUGCUAUCUGCCGGAAUCAUGUUGGCAAUGAGCCUGAUUGUCGUCAUUUUCAUUCCGGAAAGUUUCCCACCGGCCAAGAGAGAUAAUUCGGAAUCGGUCGUCACCAAAAUGAAAACGGCGUACGACCUUUAUCUUGGGUCAUUUAACAGAGGACGUCGAUGGAAAUAUAACACACUACUCUCGGUUUUCACCUUUACAAUGUUCUCGGCGCUUGGGCGUGGGAGUGUAGAAGCCGCUGUUUCAGUUGGGGGAACCGUUUUGUUGGAGUUCUGA
Dreissena polymorpha is the source of this 1309-nucleotide messenger RNA. RefSeq names its product solute carrier family 46 member 3-like. Gene Ontology annotation, biological process: transmembrane transport. Gene Ontology annotation, molecular function: transmembrane transporter activity. Gene Ontology annotation, cellular component: membrane. The transcript is spliced from 2 exons. Lineage: Eukaryota; Metazoa; Mollusca; Bivalvia; Myida; Dreissenidae. The record is from RefSeq and is a predicted model, not a curated record. Bases 212 to 1309 code for a protein of 365 amino acids.